ACAAUAAAAAUAACAACUACUUUCUUUAACAUACAUUCCUUACAAACCUACAUUCCACACACUCAUUAACACAACAUGAAUUACAUUCUUUCAUUUAUAUUUUUCAUUCAGCUUAUAACUGCAAUUCCACUUCCACAACCACCUGUGGUUGUUGUGACACAUUAUAGUACAGCACCAACUUUAUACAAAACUAAAACUUAUAUUACUGGAACCACUACAGUUUAUUUACCUCCUGUCGGUAUCAUAAUAGAUGGUGAUAAUACUAUUACUUCUACAUUAACUGAAGCACAAUGGAAUACUUAUCCUUAUACCUUUACUUCUGUCGUCCAAAGAGAUCAAGUUGAUCCUACUCCUACCCCAUCUCCUGCCCCUGCUCCUGCUCCUGAACCAACUACUACUACUACCCCCACUCCUCCUGCUCCUGCAGCCGAAUCCAGUUCAUCUGAUCCUGCUCCAAAAACUACUUCGGCCUCAACUGAUCCUGUUGCUCAACCAACUCUGAGUUCUGCUGACCCUGCACCUCAAGCUACUCUGUCUACAAUUGAUCCACCAGCUUCAUCAUCAAGUUCAUCUGCUGCAACUCCAGAAUCUAGCUCUGCUGUUACUCCAGAAUCUAGUUCUGCUGUUACUCCCGAAUCUAGUUCUGCUGCUUCUAUUCCAUCCUUAAGUUCUGCCGCUCCUAGUUCGUCAUCAAGCUCAGCACAUUCUGUACCAGAAUCAUCUGCCAGUUCCACCAGCCAGGCUCCAUCAAGUUCUUCCUCUUCAAGUACCACUGACCCAGCCUCACCAAGUACUACCUCCUCGAGUGGCACUAACCCAGCACCAGCUCCAUCUGGAACUUCUUUAACUGAUGAUAUUGCACCACCAACUGGUAUUGUUUACUCCCCAUAUGCUAAUGAUGGAGGAUGUAAAUCUUCUGAUCAAAUUGUUGCCGAAAUGAAACAAAUUGCCAAUAAAGGGAUCAAAAAUAUUAGAUCAUAUGGUACUGAUUGUCAUUCAAUUGACGUAAUGCUUCCUACAGCUAUUGAAUUGGGUAUGCUGGUUAACCAAGGUGUCUGGAUUUCCCAAGAUGGAGUUGAUUCAAUUGAUUCUCAAGUUCAACAACUUAUUGAUUAUGGUUCUCAAAACGGAUGGGGUGUAUUUCAAUUCAUUACCAUCGGAAAUGAAGCCAUUAAUUCCAAUUUCUGUACUGUUGACCAGUUAAUUAGUAAGAUUUCAAGUGUUAAAUCACAAUUAAGAAAGGCUGGAUACAAUGGACAAGUCACCACUGCUGAACCACCAAUUCAAUUUAUUCAAAAUCCACAAUUAUGUACUGAUUCUGACAUUGACAUUGUAUCAAUUAACCCACACUCAUACUUCAAUGAAAAUAUCGCCCCUGCUGAUGCUGGUGCUUAUAUUAUGGAACAAAAGGGUCAAGUUGUUGAUAUCUGUUCCGGAAAGCCUGUCGAUAUUACUGAAACUGGAUAUCCUUCUCAAGGUAUGACCAAUGGUGUAAACGUACCAACUCCUCAAAACCAAGAUAUUGCUAUUAAAUCCAUCAUUUCUGCCACUGGCGGUGACUGUACUAUUUUAACCGCAUUCGAUGAUUUCUGGAAGGAACCUGGACCAUAUGGCAUUGAACAAUCAUUUGGUGUAUUACAAUUAUUCCAAUAAAAAAAAACUAACUUUCAAAAUAAUUAGACAUCCUUCAUUUCUCGUAUAGUUAAUUUUUUUUUCUUUUAUAGUUUUAUAGUUUUAAUGAUAUUUAUGGUUUC
Molecule: messenger RNA, 1754 nt
Organism: Spathaspora passalidarum NRRL Y-27907
Lineage: Eukaryota; Fungi; Ascomycota; Pichiomycetes; Serinales; Debaryomycetaceae
Gene: SCW11
Product: putative glucan endo-1,3-beta-D-glucosidase
Exons: 1
Coding region: 76-1653 (525 amino acids)
Biological process (GO): cell wall organization
Cellular component (GO): extracellular region; fungal-type cell wall; cell surface
Molecular function (GO): glucan endo-1,3-beta-D-glucosidase activity; 1,3-beta-glucanosyltransferase activity
Source: RefSeq, a predicted model, not a curated record